This is a messenger RNA of Desarmillaria tabescens, 543 nucleotides long. RefSeq lists its product as uncharacterized. The transcript is spliced from 4 exons. The record is from RefSeq and is a predicted model, not a curated record. NCBI's taxonomy places the organism in Eukaryota, Fungi, Basidiomycota, Agaricomycetes, Agaricales, Physalacriaceae. The coding region runs from base 1 to 543 and encodes 180 amino acids.
AUGCAACUAGCGUUCAUCGGACUAUUGGCCUUCUGGGUUGGUGUAACGCGUGCUCAUUUCCGUUUGUUGUACCCUGCACCUCGUGGUGUCUUCGUGUCUGACACUGAACCUGAUUUCUGUGGCAAGUGGUUAUACCAACGCGCUGGAGUGUUGUUGUCCACCGUGCGGAACCCCACGUCCUUCGAUAACUUUACGUCUAAUGGAGAACAACAACUUGUACGCUAUUGGGCUCGUGAAGCGAAUGGGGGAACAUUUUGCAUUCCGUUACCUCUCAAUUCCACAGGGAUUACAGGAGUUGAGGACGGCGCCAACGUCACGAUUCAGUGCGCCGACUUGACACUGUCCAGCAGCUAUGAAAUCCCAUCCAAUGUGACAUGCUCCAAUACGACGACAACGACGGCGACCUCAAGUUCUGCUUCUCAGACAACUACUAGUAGCACAACGUCGCAAGCCGCUGAUUCAGACAGUGCUCUUGGGAUGUCUGUCAGUCCAAUCUACCCUGCUGUAGCAGUUUUCGCGGCUGCAAUCUUGUCGUUCCUCUAA